This is a messenger RNA of Acanthochromis polyacanthus (spiny chromis), 12563 nucleotides long. RefSeq names its product phospholipid phosphatase-related protein type 4-like. Gene Ontology annotation, molecular function: phosphatidate phosphatase activity. Gene Ontology annotation, biological process: phospholipid dephosphorylation; signal transduction; axonogenesis. Lineage: Eukaryota; Metazoa; Chordata; Actinopteri; Pomacentridae. The record is from RefSeq and is a predicted model, not a curated record.
GCUUACCGCGGUCACCUGCUGCAGCGGAGCGGAGUGAGGCAGUGAGUGGGUGAGAUGAGCUGAGGCGCCCGGGGCUGCUGAGGGGACGCUGACUGGACGAACCGCUCUGCUCUCCGCACACCGCACACCGCACACCGGACACGGUUCCAGGAUGAAGCCCGGUAUGAGCUCACAGGACGGACAGCUUCGGAGCACACAGCGGCCGCAGUCCGCCGCUGGCACCGUUUUUUGAAACCCACAAACCGCAGUUUAGGGGCGACAGCGGACGAAUAGUCGUUAGCGGGCACCGACACCUCCGGCUCACCUCACCGGGCGAUGGAGGACCACCGCUAGUGGGCAGAGACCGAGGGCUCGGCCGGAAUUUCGCCAAAAUUACGACGGGAAUCAGAUACAGCUCCCUGUCUCCCGGUACCGGGGGAGACCACCGGCCGCUCGUGAUGUCUCGUGCCAAGGAGCGGCUGAAAGGCGGGAAGGAGACGAAGGACAGCGUCACUCUGCUGCCGUGCUUUUAUUUUGUAGAGCUCCCCAUCCUGGCCUCCUCUGUCGUCAGUCUUUACUUCCUGGAGCUGACGGAUAUUUUCCAGCCGGUGCAUUCUGGGUACACCUGUAAUGACCGCAGCCUGUCUCUGCCCUACAUCCUGCCCCGGCAGGAAGUCUGCCCACUGCCUCUGCUCUUCAGCUUGGCCUUCGCUGCUCCGACCGUCACCAUUCUGAUAGGAGAGGCCAUCCUGUACUGCUACCUGUCCAGGAGGUCAUCAGCCACACAGACUGAGGCCAACAUCAACGCUGCCGGCUGUAAUUUCAACUCCUACAUUCGCAGGGCUGUACGCUUCAUAGGCGUCCACAUCUUCGGUCUGUGUGUGACGGCGCUGAUCACCGACAUCCUUCAGCUGUCCACCGGUCAACACACCCCCUACUGGCUGGAUGUGUGCAAACCCAACUUAACCCACAUUAACAUGUCCACAUGUGACGAAGCUUUUAUUCUGGAGGAUAUCUGUGCUGGACAGGACGUAGGGCUCAUCACUGCUGGGAGGAAGUCUUUCCCCUCCCAGCAUGCUACUCUGGCUGCCUUUGCUGCUGUCUACAUCUCAAUGUACUUCAACACGGUGCUGACGGACUCAGCCAAGCUGCUGAAGCCUCUGCUGGUGUUCUCCUUCGUCAUGCUGGCCAUCCUGGCCGGGUUAACCAGGAUCAUCCCGUUCAGAAACCACCCCUGUUUGCCGUCUACUGUGGGAUGGCUGCUGGGAGCUGCCAUCGCUGUUUACCAGGGCGUCUACGCUGUGGGAAACUUCCAGCCGAGUGAAGAUCGCUCCAGAAGUCGACCUCCUCCACCGAUACUGAGAGAGCCGCCGCUGUCCUCUCUGCCCAACGUCAGCCAAUCAGCAGCCUCCAACAGCCACCAGUUCACCCUCACUCUGGCUCCCAGCCAACCAGAGCCCAUCAUCACCAGGACCUCCUCCCACGCCAUCUCCGCCGAACCGCUGCCCAUCCUGACUCGGAGCGCCUCCUACCGAGAGCCGUCCAUGACCAUGAAGAGAGCCAGCGCCGAGGUGGAGGUCAUCAGUCCGUCCAGUCCUGGAAACCGCGACAACAUGAUGAGCUUCAGCAGCAGCACUCUGCCCAGGUCUCAUGGAGGUUCCUCUCUGGAGGAGGGCCGUAUUCCACGGCGUCACGCCUCCAUCCACGCCUCCAUGGACUCCACCCGCUCCAAACAGCUCCUCAGCCAGUGGAAGAACAAGAACGACAACAGGAAGCUUUCUCUGCAGGUGAUGGAUGGAAUAAGGCCGGCCUCCUCCUCGUCUCCUCAGAGGAACAUGGAACUUCGUUGCUCCUCCGAACCGUCCGCCAUGGGCCUGGAGGCGGAGCUCCGCGGUGGGACCCACCUGCCUAUAGUCAUAGCCCAGGAGGCAGAGCUGCGUGCUGGAGCCCACAUCCCAGCUCAGUACAUGAAGCUAGCAGCUAGCUCCGUCCCCAUGUCCAACCACAAUCACAUGGUUCAUAACGGCAGCACCGGAUUGGCCGGUGGGGCCAGAGUGUCCAUCCAGUCCCGGCCCGGAUCCUCCCAGCUAGUUCACAUUCCCGAGGAGGAGAACCCCACCAGCAAGGACCAGGAGAGCGAAUCAGAGGACAGCAUCAUGGAUGGAGGCGGGUCAGUGAGGGAAAAAUGGCUGAGAGUGGCUGAGAAGACGACCAUCCCCUGCAGGCCGCUGAGCGCUGGAGGUCAGCCUCGUCUCAUGCAGGUGAUAGCCUUAUCCAAACAGCAGGGUCUGCUUCACUCGCCCCGGUCUGAGGACGGCGGCAGCACCGUCAGCUGCACAGGAUCCAUCCGGUACCGAGCUCUGACGGACCAGGACCCGUCUCCACCCGCCUCCACCACCGGAGCCGUGGGAGGAGGAGGAGGAGGUUUGGAAAGAACCGGGAGUAUCGUCCGUGUUGAAGCCCACCCAGAGGCCAGAUCAAACAAACCAGUCGUGAAACCUCCGAGCACUGACGGCAGCGGGUCCUGGCGAUGGAAACCACCAGAACAACGAGCGUCCCUCCGACAGUCAGCUUUCAACCUCAACGACCUGAACAGAUACACAGACAGCUGUGAUUCCCUGAGGGAUGGCGGGUCGGUGGAUGGAAGGCGGAGCGUAGCAGGGACCGAAUCAGAGAGUGAAGGAGGUGGGGAAGGAGGGGGAGGAGGAGGAGGAGGCGGAGGCGUUUACACCAACCAUCCACAUGUUGUUCACCCUCUACACCCCUUACAUCCAAAUAAUCCCAACAAUUUCCAGCACCCUGGUUUUAAUCCCAACAAUCCCAAUCAUCCCAACAAUCCUAACUUCAACAACGUUCACCCCAACUUUAACCCCAAUGGUACCAACUCCAACAUGCCGUUUACCCCCACCCCCACCUUUGCCCCUCCCUUCCACCCCCACCCUCAGGCCAUCACCACCAUCAGGGUUACCCCGGUGGAGGGGACGGCCGCCAGCAGCGACGGCGGCUCAGACUGCCAGUCGGUGGCCUCGUCCAGCCGCGAGUCCACCCUGAGGAGGAAGAGCGGCGGCAACGUGGUCCACGUCCCCGACCGAGGGCCCACCCCCGACCUCCACAACAAUCACCGCAUGUGUGACGACGGCAACCGACUCGAUAACGAGAGCAGCAACCGCUUUCACGAAAACCUCCGAAGUUUUCAAGAGAACCCCAUCCUCCCCAAUCACCCCAACCUCCCCAACAGGCAGCUGCAGGGGAUGUUUGGCCGUCCGAGCCCAACUCCGCCCCCUACCUUACCCCGACCAAUCCUGACUCACACCCCUCCUCCCACCCUGGGGCUGGCUUAUAAAGAAUGACGGUGUUAAGGUCAUUCAUCUACACCUGUGGUAAACAAAUUUGUCCUACUUAACCAGUGCAAACGCUGCUGGAGCCAAAAUCACUCCACUCUAUUGGACUGAAAACUAAAAUUGAGAUAAAUCCAUUUUCCACCCAGGGUUAGCUAAUGGUGAAUGGCCAAAAAUGUGUUAGUCACACCUAAAACAUCUCAACCAGCCAGUCUGGACAGAAUAUACGAGUCCCAGCUGGUUUUCACCCCGCUGAAUAUGUGUACUGUAAGAGUCUCAGAUCCCAUCAGCAGCAGGUUGGAGAUCCACAGCUUCAGACGUCCCUGAUGGUAAUCUCCAACUGGUGACUAAGGGGAGACUACAGUGAGUUUGAUUCAACAUUUUUUCUGUGUCUUUAUAUUUAUUUACGUAUUUUUAUCAUGGACUUCUGGGCAAGCCAGAAAAUCUUUUGUAAAUCUAACAAAUUGAGUGCACUUGCUUCAUAGGCACAAGGACAAUGGGCUAAAUAAAGCGCUGAGCCUUUGAAUCGCUGGUCAGGAGAGACUCCAGCCUCCGGUCUGUCCUUUAUCUCCCUGCCAGUGAGGAUGGAUUCAGCCUAAUGACUCUUUUCCUGUUUCUCCGGCUGCACGGUCGGAACCACGUCUCCAACAUUUAUCCAUAUACUCCAGCUUUCACCCUGUCGUCACACAGGUAACACGUCUAUAUAUGGACUUUACAGCGUGACCACACGCCCUUAGAAGGAAGUUUUCCAUCCAGAGCCCAUAACUGUGAUGUGUUUGUACAUAUGGGUGUGGGUGGCCACGAGGGAAAUCAAACCCGCGGCCCUAAUUGUGUCUGGGCUACGAGGAGUCCCUUCUGGGCGAUAACAGUAUCUCUUAGUUGGUGGUGGUUUUGUGUUUGUGUUGGAUAACAAUAUCAUGGGGCAUAUAUUGUGUUUAAAUAUAGUAAAAACUCUCUUUUCUACAUGCUGUGUUUCAAUGAUGUGCAGUUUAUGAAUUAUCCUGGCUGUGUAGUAGCUGUACCGUACACCAAACGUGCAGCAUGUUCGUCACAUCCAAAGACCCAACCAAACCCAAUGUUUACUUUUUUUAUUUUAACUAACUCAUUAUUUCAAUGCUUUAGUAUUAGGACCACUGUUGAAAACUAAAAUGGAAUAUUUGGAGAAUAAAACGGUGAUAAAAUGGAGAAAAAGAGUUUAAAAUGUCACUAAUUAUAAGUUCAAAAAAGAUCGCUGUAAAUAAUAAAAUAGAUAUCAUAGUCAUAAUUUAAGUAGUAAAUCAUAUUUAAAACACAGUGUAAUUAUAAAACCAGUGCAAUAUAAGAAGAAAAUCCUAGAGUUAAAAAUAAAUUUGCACAGACAAAACUGUCCAAAGAAAAAAGUUCUAAAAGUUUUACUCGACAAUAAUAAUAUUAAUAAUAUUGCAAAGAUAUAAAGAUUAUUUUAAUGUGUGGCUCAAACUGAAUUUAAUGUAAUUUAUGCAAUGUAAAAUCUGCUAAAAAAGUAGAUAUUUCAGGAGAAAUGUUAUAAUUUACAAGAAUGAAGUAUUACAAAGUAAAAGUGAAAUUUAACAGUAAAAAUAGGUAAUAAUGUUCCAUGUCUUUAUUUAUGAGGAAAAAUAACAUUACUAUUAAUAAAGCUGCAAUUUUAUAAAGGAAAAUCAGAUAUCAUUACAAUAAUGUCUUUAUUUUGAGAAAAACAUCAUAAAAAUAAUAUUUAACGUGAUUUAUUUUGAAAAUGUCUGUAAAAGUAUGAUGUAAUCACCAGUUUAUUCCCCAGAGUGUUUUCCUGCUCUUACAGUGGUCCUACUGCUCCAGAACUUACUUUAAAACGACGUCUUUAGUAUUUUGCAUGUGUGGUUGAAUUCAUGAGGUCAUUCUGACAUUUUACUGACGUUGGAGGUUAAAAAACAGAUUUUUUUUACCUUUUAAAAUAAUGUAUAAAUCUCCUGUUAACAGACUGUCCGACGUAUUUUAGCCCAGUGUUUACAUUCUUUAUUUCUUAGUGCCCAAGUGCCAUCGGAGGGAAAGCGUUGUGGCUGUGGGCUGUUAGAGCAGGAAUAAUGUCUGCAUGGAGCAGAAUUAUAGAAAGCACAAUCACUGCAGCUCUGAGGUGGACGUUAGCAGCUGUAGACGUCUGUGAUCUCUGAGUGCUGACGCUUUCUGCUCAGAUGUCGUCUGUCGGUGCAGGAAGGUGGUGAAGAUUUAGCUGAUGGUGGAGAUGAUGAUGCUAAAAGAGCGGUCACUGUGCUGAGAUGCUUUCAGUGGUGGAAUAUAUCCCAAAAUGUCAGCUGUCAGUAGAGGACAUAUUGUGGCCAAACAGGCUAAAAUACAUCAAAGGUGUAUCGCUGAAUGUGUCAGAUGUUUUGAGUUGCUCUUCGACGACAGAUGACCUUUUCCAGGUAACAAGAAAGCUCAGAAAAUAAGAUGUCGAGCUUUUAAGAAGACCCUGACAGGUCGACAACAAACUCUGUUUGAUUGAAAGCGUGGCAGAAGGUAUCAGAGCCCGUUGUUGUGAGUUUUGGUCAUUCUUAUUGAGUUCAGCAGAAAGCAUGCAGAGAACAGGCUGAAGCUGCUGUGAACGUUUGGAGGAGUAUAAACGUUGUAGAGCCUCGUUAUCACUUUAUCCAGGAGUACUGAGGAUCUAACAAAGCUGCAGGUGAAACAAAUGUGGCUGAUUUCAAUUAAAAAGAGAUCAAAUGUUUAAAAGAGACUGACAGAAGGAGGCCAUCCUAGAUGAAGCUGAAGGACCGAACUGAUGAGAGUUUUAAACAACACGAGACCAUAUUUUAAUAUAGAUGUUAGAAUAUUUUCAUGUAGUUCUGAUUUGGAGCUCAGCUUAUGAUAAUUAUGUGCCAAAAUCUUUGAGAUGGUGCCACAAAAAAGCAGCACAAUCACUUAUUUAUGUUAGAAGGUUUAUACCUGUAUGCAGAAAUCGUAUUUAUUAGAAUUUACUGUGAAAGUCCAGGCUGAGGAGCAGUUCUUCUACCUAAUGAAUAACGGUGUAUGAUGGACCAGCACUGUCUGUGAAACUCAAAACUGUGUUUUUAAGUUAAGACUGCACAGUUUGAUUUAGGAUAUUGACCACAUUAUUGUUAUUUUAGUGAAAUUUGUCAAGUUUUCAGUAAAUAAGGCAGAAUUUGACCACAUUUCAAGAGUUUUAAAAAGGUCAUAAAAGAACAUGGUUGUUUCCCGACAAAACUGCUUCCAGUCACAUUUAAAGACUGGUCAGAAUUAAAAACACCAACAGAGUGAUGGAGAGGAUCCUGGUGGGUUCAGACUGAUAGCUGGUGGACAGUGAAUCUUCCAGUGAUGGACUUUAAAUACUGUAAAGUUCAUUAGAAUUUCUGACUGGAAGCAGCUUCACCUCCACAGUCUGUAACACAAAAACUGCAGUCGGUUCUUCUCCUGAGAUGUUUUAUUUUUAAAUCUCCGCAGCCUUGUUUUAGUGGAGGAAGAACUCUGGAUUUAAAGGUCAAAGGACAGCUAGAUGUACAAGUAGAAGCUUUUAACAACAUUUAGUUCAUUUUUCCACAUACAGAGAGUCUUUAUUCCCAUUUCACCGUUUAAUUGUCUGCACAUAACACAAACCUGAACCAAAGCUGCUUCACCUGCCUGAGCAAUUUACAGAUAUUUUAUCAAGACAUACAGAUGUAGAUGUCAGGAUACAGAUGUGAUAUUAAUGAAGAACAAAUCUGGAGGAAUGUAAAGAUCAGAAGAAUAAAGCAGAACACAUUUCCAGCUCAUGCUCUUUGUAUGACUGAAAACUGAAAGAGUAAAACUGUAAGAAGUUUAUUUUAAUAUGAUAGAUGAGCUGUUAGCUGGUCUGGUGUUAAAGGCAUCUCAGUGGACAAGAAGUUCAGAUAAAUAUAUGAAAGUGAAUGUUUUAGUUUCAACACCAGUAGUUUUCUGUACUUUCAGCAGAUGGAGGGAGUGGAAAUGAGGAAUAGAUUUUUUUAUGAUUUGUGUUUGCCACCCAGGGCCGGCCCUAGAACUUUGGUGGCCCUAAGCAAGAUUUUUUUGUGGCCCCAAAACAUGCACAGGGCAACUACCAAAUCACGUGCACAGCUUGUAAUUAGGUUAAAACACACAUGCACAUGAUUAACAGCAAAUAUUUAUUUUUUAAAAAAUGUAUCCUUGACAGGGACAAAAUGCGAAUCACACACUUAUUGUGGUGUGGCCCCCUCUAGUGGAUGUGGCUAUAAACAAUGGCAUAGAGUGUUUAUGCCAGCGGCCGGCCCUGUUGCCACCUUUGGAUUAUUCCUCCUUUAGAAAUGCAUUAAGUCAGUUUUUUAGUAUUAGAAAAGCCUUACAGCAUAUUUAUGUUCUUAAUCUAUUAAAUGGCCUCAUCUGAUGUAUUUUUAUUGCAUGUAUUUUUGUUUAUUUUUUAACAUGGCAGAGUAGUUUUCCAUUUUCAGUUAAGAAGUGAUGGUUACGUACGAGAAAGAUGUGAUUUAAAGCCCCGAACAUAUCAUCCACUGGCUGCAUCUGGCCGGAACAGAAGAAGAGGAGGUUCACUGUAACGUCCAAACGGUUUUAAAUAAGUAUAGUGAUUUUAUGGACUCUCCCCUUUAAUGUGAGAGAGUUUUACCGGCAGAAUGUCGCUGUGCCUGAUCAUUACUGUGCUGAUUUAUCCACAGGAGCCCACUCUUUAUGUACUGUUCAUGCUUAUAACUGUGUAGUAAUGAUGCUAAUAAUUCUAGUAGUAAUAUUGGAUUUGCUUGAAAAUGAGUAGUGUAGUGUAUUAAAACCAGAUAUAUCGUUUAGACGAAUAUUCCACCUGUGCGCCUCCACAGUGGAGAGAUCCCAGCCAGAACUUUGCUAGCUAGCUGCAGUUUUAAAUUAAACUUGAAUGCAGGCAUGUGGACACCUCUGAGCUGUUUGUGCGGUUUGGUGUUGCGUUCAGGGCACGUGUACAGGUAGUGGUGGUAAACCGGUUAGAACGAAGCAGCGGUUUGUUAGCGUCGAUGCUCGGUGUUGUUUGUCGUGCUAGCAGCUAGCAGCUAGCCUUCUGAUACUACCUAUUGUUACUCAUCCCACCACCUGCUGGUUACAGGAUGUUCAUAGAUUCAACCAGCUGUCCUAAAAAGGUCAAAUAGAAUGAAUGUGAAUGAUCCACAACAAGCUGUUUAAUAACUAUCAUAUUUAUAAUAAUCAGUGUUAUUUUCGUCUUUUUCUUUCACUGAAUCUCUAUUGAUAUAAUACAGUAUAUAGAUAUUUUUUGAUUAGUGUAUGUGAACAAGAGCUUUUUAUCUCUGCUCGUCCAGUUUGUUUUUAAUUACCGUGGCAACCACUCAGAUGAGUGGAUGGUCGGUUUAUCUUAUAGUCAGGCCUGUAACUCGCCAAGAAGGAAAUCUGUUGGAGUCCAUUUUUUUGAAUCUCUGUGUUGGACAAAGGUUCAGCUGAACACUGUGCAGAAGUGUUCUGCCAUCAUCCCUGUUUUUAAACCAUAAUGGCCCUUACUAGGCAGGAGAAUUUUUACUGGAGUGGUCCUGUGUUCCAUUAAGUUUCCAUUGUGGUGAUGGAUCUGGCAGAAUUCCUGCAACAAAACAGUUAAAGCAAUAGCUGCUGGAUGUAGCUGUGGUUGUUGACGAUGAUGUUAGAGAGAAGAGAGUCCUACUGGAUGAGGACUUUGUAAGGGCAGAAGAACCACCCUAGUGUUGGUUCUUCUGCUGGCUUAACCAAUCAGGGGCACUUCUUGCAGUCGAAACACACUCAAAAGUUUGUGCCGCUCCAAGUUCCGUCAAUUGAAAACGGCCUAUUGAGAUUGACUAGAGACACUUUUUGUUUCUAAUGUAAACAGCAUGCUGACAGAUAGUAGAUAGUAGCUGGCAGAUCAUAAGAGUCAGUUUAUGGUCUGUCCAGGAGGUGUGACUUCACAGAGAUUAAUGCCUGAUUGAACCGGUCCAUCCAGGGACAGAACACAUGGCAGAACUCUACCAAAUGAUGCAUGUCUGUGUCUGAUAGUCUCAACACUGGAGUUUAUGGUUAGCCUAGCUUAGCUUAAAGGAGACAAAAACAGCUGGUUGGAGUUUCUAAAUACACUGAUGAACGUCUCUACGCUGACGACCUAACUCUAUACAGUGUGAAUUUUCCUGGAGAGUUACAAGCUUGAACAGUUCUUUUAAAAAUAAGUGCAUUUCCCACAGUGCUGCUGGGCUGUCACCAUAUUACAGGAAUGUACAAAAACACAUUAUAUAUUAUUUCACAACACAAGUCCAACUGGAUCUCAAAUGAGCGGUUCCAAAAUAUUAGAAUGCUGUAAAAAAACGUCUUAUUGGAUACUUGAUGUAGGUUUUGUUUUUUCUAUCAGAUUUAUAAUCAGUUGAAGAUAUGAGCUACUAGCUGUUUUUAAUGAUCGACGACGGUAUCGGUUUCCUGUUUCUAUUGCUGUACAUAGACAUUUGUAUCUUUAUACUCAUUAGUAUAUCCUGUAUGUGAACCCAGACUGAAGCUUUGGGUUGUUAGCUCAGUGGAAAUGCUAAUGUUUAGCAUAGACUACAAGACUUUUCCAGCCAGCCUGGAGUCAGUCCACCUUCAAAUCCCUCCAUUCAAGACGCCAGUGUUCAGUCUGACGGACAGUGAUUUUGGUCUUUUCUUCCAUUUUCACUUCAUUUCUAGGUUUUAGUGGACUGAAUCCAGGCCUGGCUUCUGUUUAGUGCAAGACUUACAUUUUAAUAGAAAGUGGUCCUAAAAAAAGCUGCUGUCACGUGAAAACCUUGGUACUCCAGUUAAAGUGUAAUUAUCCACAUUGUUUCAUAAUUCAUGGUUUCAUUUUUAAAAAUGUCUAUUUGUGUACACACACACCUGUUAACCCUGAACGCCUGAGAGGUUCUAUUUUUGGAGGUUUGAGGUUUGGGAGAUGUCAUUCUGAUGGUUUACGCUGACAUCUGCUCCAGUGGAUGAGGGUUAGUGUUCUCUGAGCAAUAUAUGAGAGAUCCAAGGAAAUAUCAGAAAUAGCUGAAGAUGAAGGACAAAAAGCAGACAGUAAAUGUCAUCUGAUUGACUUCCUGAGUAUUUAUGGAGUUCAGUAUCUGUGUGGUCACGCCUCAUGGCUUUGUUUACAUGUACACGUCACUGUUUGCUGUACUGUACUUACUGUAUGGUUUAUUUCACCGGAUGUAGACUUUGGGUAUAAACCUGCCUCUAACUGCCCAUUUUAUGCAGCUUUUCCUCCCCUAAUGCUUCUGUCACUGUUUCCUUUCACAUCAUGCAGUAGAACUUUCCUGCUUGGCUCUUUCUAUAAACGGUUGCAAAGAUCUACACAGAAUCUGUUAACUUUUGGGGUCUGAUGGAGCAGUUUUUGCAGUCGUGGACAAAGUUUCAUUCUCCAAGUACGUUCCACUCAAAUGUCAUUACUUUGAAGGAGCACCAUCCCUGCAUCCUGGGCUAGAAACUCUGUGAUCGGGUUAGAACAAUAGAGAAAGGUACGGCUACGAUUACAGCAACUCCAACCAGAACACAUUUUAGGGUGGAAGGAAACGGAGACAUUAUCACAUAUUAAUGACUUACUAUUGCAAAACUGAGAAGGAAAGUUAAGGUGGUUUGGACUUCGUGACUACAGCAGAUUCCUGAAGUUCUAGCAGUGGUAAAAAUCAGGAAAACUUAACAGAUACUACCGUUCAAAAGUUCACCUAGACGAUUUCAUGUUUUCCAUUAAACUCCCACUUUUAUCCAUGUGCUAACAUAACUGCUUAAGGGUUUUCUAACCAUCAAUGAGCCUUUCAGCACCAUUAGCUAACACAAUGUAGCAUUAGAACACAGGAGUGAUGGUUGCUGGAAAUGUUCCUCUGUACCCCUAUGGAGAUAUUCCAUUAAAAAUCAGCUGUUUACAGCUACAAUAGUCAUUUACCACAUUAACUAUGUCUGCACUGGAUUUAUUAUUCAUUUAAUGUUAACUUCAUUGAAAAAAAAUGCUUUUCUUUCAAAAAUAAGGGCAUUUCUAAGUGUCUCCAGUCUUUUAAAUGGUGUAGUGUAUGUUUCUGUGUAAUUUGAGACACUCUCGAAGAUUUGAAAAUAUUGGCUCAUCACACGCUGCAGGACAUUAUUGUAAGAUUAUUGAGCCAGAGGGAGCCGCUGCGUGAUCUAAUUGGGAAGCAAAUAAAAACAAAAAUGGAGACCAGGGUGCAACAACUUGCUGUUCAGCUAAAAAUAUAGUGAGAAACAGACAGAAACAGAAGGUUGAACAAUGAAAAUGGUUGGGAAGAUACAGCCAAAAACGGUGUGAUUUCAGCUGUUUUAAUCAGCUUCAAUGUCUUUAGCUAGCAUUAGCCUGGAGGAAUGCUGUGUGGUAACCAUUUAGAGUUUCAGAAGGUUUAAUACUGGAUCUGGAAGCUUCUCACAUUAGCAAAUAAUCUGGGAAAAAACAUCAAGAUCUCAGUCUUUGCUGCAAGAACUGUGGUGUGAGGUUUCCAUAGCAGUGUGGGAUCUGACAGCAUUAUCUCUAGAGAAUGGAACCAUGGAGGCUCUGUUAGCUUAUAUGGUGAAUUUACAUUGAAGGCGAUGAUGUUACAAUGGAGAAGACUGCUGCUGGAUGAAGACAUAUAGAGGGUAGAAAUUCAGCACUUAUUCUGUCUUGAAUUUAACCGAUUAGCUCCUGUAGUCUGAGCCCAACGUUUCAGUUUCAGACUCCGUAAAGACGGCCGGAGGGUCAGCGGGAGCAAUGUGAACCCUUAGCCUGCAUUAUUCAGAGAUCUUUUCUCAUAAUUAUGAAACACAGAUCUCGUAGCUCUGAGAGAGCUCUUUGUGAGUGGAACACUUCCAUCCUUACAGGCGAACCCCCCCCCCCCCCUCCCCGCCUCCAAAGAACUACUGUGCUUCAAGCUGUGCAGAAGCUGUCGAGUUAGCUUUAUUAUUCAGUGCAUCAAGAGCAAGCAGGAAAGUUCCUCAAGCAUCUUUUGCCUAUUUUGAUUCCAGUGUUAUUAUCAAGCUUUUUUUUUGUUUUAAAUUUCAUGUUUCAGUCCCUACAGAUAAUGUGUACAUGUAAAGACAGCUACUGAAGCCAUCUCAUCCGUUCUGUGACUGAAACUCUCAACUCUUCACAUGAAAACCAACAGUGACUUGCAGUGGGACUUGUUCCUGAGAGUUCUGGAACCAGCAGGACUCUGGAGGACGAGCUGCAGAGUGGAUGAGUGAACCGAGUGACUAAUGGACUGAACAGACGGAACAACAGUGUACCGAUAAUGACAGACAUCCUAAAGUUUCUGUUUUCCAGUGGUGUCUCUGUGACAAAUAAAGGUUUGAUAUCAA